UGUUGCUGACAAACAUUUCACUUUUCUCUGCGCGGUCAUUGCACGGGGCGGAGAGAAGUCAUUGCAAUGUAACGUGAUUAACCGGAGGAGCGCAGCGCAGCGCAGGGCAGGAUAGGAAGGAGUGCCCAAGUGACCGUGGAGAUUGAGGGAAGGGGAGAGCAGCGGCACCGCGGCCGGGCACGAUGUUGUCUGUGGCGGUAGCAGCAGUGGCGGGAACCCUGGGCUUACUGUUGCUGCUGCUUAACCUCUGGCAGCCCAGCCUGCGAGCAGAUGCGCUCUUCGUGCUGAGGUUCGUCUGCUUCAGCUUCAAGAUGCUGAGAGUCAACUUCACCAGGAGGAUAGUCACCGUCCUCGACCGCUUCACCCAGCAGGCCGAGGCUAACCCGGCGAAGACCUUCCUCCUCUACGACGGCCAAGCCCACACUUACCUGGACGUGGACCGCAGGAGCAACCAGGUCGCCCAGGUCUUCGCGCAGCCCGGCGCUGGCGUGCGAGCCGGAGACACGGUGGCCCUGCUGAUGGGCAACGAGCCCGACUUCGUGUGCGUGUGGUUCGGCUUGUCCAAGCUGGGCUGCUCGGUGGCCUUCCUCAACACCAACCUGCGCGCACGGUCCCUGCUGCACUGCCUCGACAGUUCCCGCGCCAAGACCCUGAUAGUGGGAGCAGAUCUAAUUGAUGUUGUAGCCGACAUUCUGACAAAUAUGAAGGAGAGCAACAUAGCAGUCUGGGUUAUGGCAAAAAGUUGUACAUACCAAGGGGUGAAUACUCUCACAGAUAAAGUAGAAGAAGCACCUGACACUCCAGUGUCAUCGUCGUGGCAAUCGACACUCAACUUGAAAUCCACUUUUCUUUACAUAUUCACCUCAGGAACAACAGGAUUGCCAAAGGCCGCUGUGAUAAGCCAUCUGCAAUCCUUGAGGGCAAGUGUUGGCUUUUUUAUUUUUGGAGUCACCAAGGAUGAUAUCAUCUAUAUUUCACUCCCUCUGUACCAUGGUUCAGCCUCUCUCUUAGGAAUUUGUGGUUGUAUUGAGCUAGGUGCAACAUGUGUUCUAAAGAAGAAAUUCUCAGCCACCCAGUUUUGGAAUGAUUGCCGGAAGUACAAUGUUACAGUAUUCCAGUAUAUCGGAGAACUGUGUCGCUAUCUGUGCAAUCAACCACAGUCAACAAAUCAGGUCAUCAUCAUCCCUAAUUUGUACAGCAACAGUGAUGUCGUUGGUGAAUUUGAAGAUGGAGGAUGCAACAGAAGGAAAUAUCAGGGUAUGAAUUACACAGGUCAAAGUGGGAGCUGUGGGACGAAGCACAGUGCAGUUUCAAUAAGAACUAAAUAUUUAUUCUGGAAUUGCUACUCUUAUCCUGCGUCUGGUGUAAUAAUAUUAAAAAUAAAUUCUUCCAAUCAUUUUGUUCAGACAUUUCUAGCUUAUAAACUGGUGAAAUAUGAUGUUCAGAAUGAAAAGCCCAUAAGGAAUGAUCAAGGAAGAUGUGAAAUCGUUAACAAAGGUGAGACUGGACUCCUCAUAUCUUCCGUGACUAAGUUGAAUCCAUUCAGUGGUUAUGCUGGAAACAAGAAGUUUUCAGAACAGAAGCUCUUCAGAGAUGUAUUUACAAAGGGUGACGUGUACUUGAAUUCUGGAGACCUGUUGUCUGAGAGCGAAGAUGGCUAUAUUUACUUUCAUGAUCGGAUUGGGGACACCUUUAGAUGGAAAGGAGAAAAUGUUGCAACCACAGAAGUGGCUGAAGUAAUUGAAAUGCUGGACUUGGUGGAAGAAGCCAAUGUGUAUGGCAUAGUUAUUACAGGAUAUGAAGGCAGGAUAGGAAUGGCAGCAAUUAUCCUGAAACCAGAUCAAAAGUUUGACGGGAAUAAAGUAUAUAACCAUGUGGUGAAAUAUCUGCCAAUCUAUGCUUACCCACGCUUCCUAAGGAUCCAGAAAACCAUGGAGAUGACUGGAACGUUCAAGAGGACAAAAAUCAAUUUGGUAUUAGAAGCAUUUAAUCAUAAAAUAAUAAAUGACCCCUUGUAUUUCCUGGAUACUUCUGAGAAAUCUUACAUUUCUAUGACGGAAGAAAUAUACAACGAUAUUUUGUCAUUCAAAAUAAAAUUAUGAGCCAUAUUCAAAUUUAGUGAAUUUUGAUAUUAUGAUCACAGAAAUCCAAAGUGUUCAUAUGAUCAGCAUUAAUUUUAAUAGCAAUUGUACUUUAUCAACAUUUUAUCAGAAGGUGUAAUUUUGCAGGAUUUUUUAAACUUGUACAUAUGUUUAACUUGUGGUUCAGUAACAAACUGUAUUCUUGAUAUUAAAUACAUUUUAAAAAUAGUUAAUAAACUGUUUUAAUAA
This is a messenger RNA of Leucoraja erinaceus (little skate), 2330 nucleotides long. Its product is annotated as long-chain fatty acid transport protein 6-like. The transcript is spliced from 11 exons. The coding region runs from base 183 to 2102 and encodes 639 amino acids. Gene Ontology annotation, molecular function: long-chain fatty acid transmembrane transporter activity; long-chain fatty acid-CoA ligase activity. Lineage: Eukaryota; Metazoa; Chordata; Chondrichthyes; Rajiformes; Rajidae. The record is from RefSeq and is a predicted model, not a curated record.